This is a messenger RNA of Penaeus monodon (black tiger shrimp), 467 nucleotides long. RefSeq names its product oligoribonuclease, mitochondrial-like. Gene Ontology annotation, cellular component: mitochondrion. Gene Ontology annotation, molecular function: 3'-5'-RNA exonuclease activity; nucleic acid binding. Lineage: Eukaryota; Metazoa; Arthropoda; Malacostraca; Decapoda; Penaeidae. The record is from RefSeq and is a predicted model, not a curated record.
UCAGGAUUAACAGCCAGUUGCAGGAAAAGUGAAGUCACACUUGCUGCAGCUGAAGACCAACUGCUGCAAUUUGUAACACAGCACACAGAAAAGGGCAAGGCUCCCCUGGCUGGUAACUCUGUUCAUGCUGAUAAGAAGUUCCUUGACAAAUACAUGCCAAAAUUGAUGAAACAUCUCCAUUAUCGUAUUGUUGAUGUCUCAACUGUAAAAGAGUUGUGCAGACGUUGGUACCCAGAAGAGUUUGCUUCAGCUCCUACAAAGAAGGUGGCUCACAGAGCCCUUGACGAUAUUAAGGAGAGCAUUGAAGAACUGAAGUACUACAAGUCAGCAAUAUUUAAGUGAAAUAUAAAACUCUUUUGUCUGUUUUGUUGCAGUUAUUGUUUUGUCAGCAGUAUUUAUAUGAAACUGUGCUUCAAUGUUCCUUUCAAAAUAUAUCAUUGUUAUCUUGAAAUAAAAUGAUGCAGACA